Molecule: messenger RNA, 678 nt
Organism: Dibothriocephalus latus
Lineage: Eukaryota; Metazoa; Platyhelminthes; Cestoda; Diphyllobothriidea; Diphyllobothriidae
Source: the annotation of a GenBank genome assembly
AUGCCAGUCUCCCGUAUACUGAAACGACUGGGUGUCGGCAUCGCCCACCGACCACAGGCAACAAUACGACAUCUGGUCAUGCGGCCGAAGGACCCAUUGCCUCGAGGUGAAACCGCAAACGUCAUUUACCGGGUCAAAUGCGAUUCGUGCGCGGUCGACUAUUUCGGAGAGACUGGCAAGUGGUUGCAGACCCGAAUGGCAGAACACUGCAGGGCAGUAAGGACAAUGGACCCACUAUCGUUGGUGGCGGAACACUGCGCAAAUUCCGGACACACAUUCGCCUUCCAGAAUGCCGAAAUUUUGGCUCGAGGAAAUGACCGCGUAGUCAGGGAAGCAAUCGAGGCCUGGGACACGGGGACAACCUCAAUCAACCAUUGUGUGGCGCUUCCCACAGCCUACCAAGCUGUACAAACGCAGCUCAGUGAAGAAAAGAGCAAACGAGAACAUAGACGGAACGCGAAUCCGCAUACUUGCGAACCGAUGGUGGACACACGCGUAGCUGAACUACAAGCGGACAUAGCAAUCAUCAGCUCAGCCAGCUCAUCCGGUCAGCCUGCAAGUGUGAAACCGGAUGGAAGUAAGAACGCAAGCAGGAUUCCCGUCCUGGGACGACGGCUUCGACCAAUGACAGCUGCACAAGCGCGAACACUGGAAGCUGACAGGAGACCCCUUGACUGA